Peromyscus eremicus (cactus mouse) is the source of this 1676-nucleotide messenger RNA. RefSeq names its product transmembrane protein 127 (gene Tmem127). Bases 743 to 1459 code for a protein of 238 amino acids. The transcript is spliced from 4 exons. Gene Ontology annotation, cellular component: membrane. Gene Ontology annotation, biological process: negative regulation of cell population proliferation; negative regulation of TOR signaling. Lineage: Eukaryota; Metazoa; Chordata; Mammalia; Rodentia; Cricetidae. The record is from RefSeq and is a predicted model, not a curated record.
CUCGGUGCCCCAGAUGCGGAUUUUACGGUCGCCGCCGCACGAGGCCAGCAGAGUCCCCGUGGGGUUCCAGGCCAGGAACCAGCAGCGGGAGUCCGGGUGCGCCGGGACGCGGCUCUGCAGCACCAGUGCAUCCUUCAUGGCGGUGGCCUCGGGGUGAGAAAGAGGACGCCGAAAGCAACGUGCAGAACGCGGUGGCCACGGUACGACCCCACGGUCGCCAGAUGCCCCGCUUCUGCCACAGGGGUCGCCCUGGGAACUGAAGGGCCCGCUGCUGAGGCCGCACGGCCUUCUGGGACUUGUAGUCACUCCCCCUCACCUUCCACAACGGGAAGCCUCUCAGGACUGUCCCGAACUACCAGUCCCCUGAUGCCCCGCGCGAGAACAGGCGGCGCGCGCACACAGUGACGCGAAAGGAGGGCAGAGCGGUGAGCCGGAGGAGGAGGAGAAGGGGGUGGGGUGCGGCUGGAGGAAGCCGGAAGUGCAUCAGCCCGGGUCCGUCUGGGCGUUGCGGGAUUGGGGCCUGUGAUCGCUUGGCCCGGGCAGCUGAGAAGCCCGUGACCGGGCAGAGCGGCGCCAUCCCGGCCCUGAGGCCUACUGACCGUCUCUGGUGCGGACCCUGACAGCUCCCGGCCAGCUGCCCAUCGCAUUGCUGUCCACCCCGGGUACAGACAGGCUCUGCGCACCCCGCUGAGGUCGGCGGCCAUCAGCAACGACCGCAGAGCUACAGCGGGCGGCCCCGGGCAUGUAUGCCCCUGGAGGCGCAGGGCUGCCGGGAGGGCGCCGGCGGAGGAGCCCGGGAAGCAGCGCUCUGCCCAAGCAGCCGGAACGGAGCCUGGCUUCGGCCCUGCCUGGAGCCCUGUCCAUCACGGCGCUCUGCACUGCCCUGGCGGAGCCUGCUUGGUUGCACAUCCACGGAGGCACCUGUUCCCGCCAGGAGCUGGGGGUCUCGGACGUGCUGGGCUAUGUGCACCCGGAUCUGCUGAAAGAUUUCUGCAUGAACCCCCAGACAGUGCUGCUCCUGAGGGUCAUUGCUGCCUUCUGCUUCCUGGGCAUCCUGUGUAGUCUCUCUGCAUUCCUUUUGGAUGUCUUUGGGCCCAAGCACCCAGCUCUGAAGAUUACCCGUCGCUAUGCCUUCGCUCACAUCCUCACUGUCCUACAGUGUGCUACCGUCAUUGGCUUUUCCUACUGGGCUUCUGAGCUCAUCCUGGCCCAGCAGCAACAGCAUAAGAAGUACCAUGGCUCCCAAGUCUAUGUCACCUUCGCUGUUAGCUUCUACCUGGUGGCAGGAGCUGGCGGAGCCUCAAUCCUGGCUACUGCGGCCAACCUCCUGCGCCACUAUCCAACGGAGGAAGAAGAACAAGCGCUGGAGCUCCUAUCUGAGAUGGAAGAGAAUGACCCCUACCCAGCAGAGUAUGAAGUCAUCAACCAGUUCCAGCCACCCCCUGCCUACACACCCUAAUGCCAGCCAGGGCUCUCUUCCUCAGCAGCCCUUCCCCCAGUGCCACAGCUCCUCUUUCACCCAGAAGAGCCACUUCCCCCACAGGUCUCACCGGUAGGACCCUGACCAUCUUCACCAAACCUUCCCCAGGUGACACUCUGCCUUUAGGGUUGUCCAUUUGUCCCUGCUCUGCAGAGCUGGGAUGAUUUUAUAUAAUGCACUCUUUCCCCUCCCAGAA